Thamnophis sirtalis is the source of this 3058-nucleotide messenger RNA. NCBI's taxonomy places the organism in Eukaryota, Metazoa, Chordata, Lepidosauria, Squamata, Natricidae. The record is from RefSeq and is a predicted model, not a curated record.
GAUGGCUUUCCAAUUAGAAUAAAAGCUGUUAAUGUCAUAAAUGAACCUCGCAUAUUCAAAGGCAUUUUUGCUAUUCUCAAACCAUUUCUAAAGGAAAAAAUAGUAAAAAGGUUUUUUCUUCAUGGGUCAGACUUGCAAUCUCUUCAUCACAACCUUCCACCGCGAAUUCUCCCUGAAGAAUAUGGUGGCACGGCAGGAAAGCUUGAUAUCUCUUCCUGGAAUGAGCUACUGCUGGCAUCAGAGGAUGACUUCAAGUAUGAUGACUCACAUCUGCCCUUCUCCAGUGACUGUUCACCACAUGAUCCCUUAAUGAGUGAAGAGAUCGAUGAGAACCAGCAUGAUGACUCUUUGCGAAGCUUCAAAACACAGCUCUAUUCCUGCUACUAGUCUAGCAGAUAAAGCUUCCAAAAUGUCACCUUGCUGUUUACAAAGGGAAUAUUAAUUCUCUCAUGCUUCUACAACAUAUGUGUGUGGAUGGAUAUUACUUUACUUUGGAACCAAAGCAAAUCUAAGUAGAAGAAAGUUGUAAGAAAGAGAGAUUCUGUGGCACACUGGCAAAUGGAAAUAUUUUGAGCAAGCAGGAGGUUAUUGUAAUUGACCCAAAGCAACUCAGAUACCACAAAUGAACCCAGCUAAAGAAAAGCUACUUGAUAACAAGGUCCUAAGCACAAUUACUUGGAAGGAAGUUGCGAUAAAAUGUAUGGGACUUGCUUCCAAAUAAACAGGUUUAGGUGCAAAGCACUAGAUUCUUUCUCAGGCUGAAGGCAAAAAUGACGUGCAAAUUAAUAAGUGCAGUAAUAUAAUGCUAACUCUGCAGAGGAAGAAAGAAAUGUGGUCUAUAUGAUACAAGGAUAGUUGACUAGAAGUUUUUAUCUGCCAUAAACUAAGAGAUAGCCAGUUCUUAUUCUGUUGCCAUCUAUAAAGUUCAGCAUUAUUUACAAAAAAUACAGCUUUAUAUACCACAGGGAGUGUUAAACUUUGAAAUUGAUUCUUGCAGAAAACAAUUAGCUAUUGAUGUUCUGUUGAAAGCACAUGCUCAUUUUUUUUCUUUUAUAAAGAAAGCAUCAAAUAAUCCAUGAGCCAAUUUUAUUCCCAUACUUGAAUUUGCAUAAGACGGGACCAACUGAGAAGGCACAUAAUUUUGCAUACCACUAUAGCACUGUUGGUUGGUACCUAUCUCAUGAAAAGAGGUUGGGGGAAAACACAGACUGAUAGUUGUAAAGGUUUACCUGAUAGGAAAAGCGGUGACUUGUUUAGAUAGCUUUAUUUUUGGAACAGAGAAGUUUUGAAAUGUUCUCUGCAAACCAGACAUAGGACAUUUUACAAGCACAAUACUCCAUUUGUAAAUGGUAGUUUCUCCUCAGUCACUAUGUUAUUUUGUCAGUGGGACCUCAGUGCUGUUUUGAUCUUGGCCUCAUUCCCUAAGGCCAGCAGUCUCACCUCUAGGAUAAAAUAUACUGUAUAGGAAAGGGCUUAACUUCAGAGCCUCACUUGGAUUUAAUGAUGUAACUUUAGAUCUUCUCUACCAGCGGGUCAUCUUUCAGAUGUCUCUCAAUUACACACUUAACUAAAGUUGCAGAUCCUUUGGGCCCAUUCUUCACAUGCAAGACUGGAACUGUAGCAGGCGGGAACUUUGUACUCACUGCUGCUCAUAAGGUAGCAGCUCAUAGCACUUUUAAAAUUGUUGGAACUAAAAUGGAGGCUCUUGCCUAGUGCCAAGUAAGACCAGAAAGUUGGUGCUUACUGUAAAUAUUACGUUCUCUGUAGAUUGAUCAUGUUAUUGCCAGUGCCAAAAUGUAUAUCAGUUUUUUUCUAAAUUAGUGACUUGCUUUCUCUUAUUGCCAAAAAGUGAAGUUUAGUCAUGUGACUGUGCUUCAAUUGGGAGUUCUAAAUAUACAAACCCAGUGUGGUAUUAUAGCUAUCUAAACAGACAUGAAACUGGUUUCUACGCUGCUCUUGACACAUUGGUGGGUUUUUUCCCUACAGUCACAUAGAGAAAAAAGUUUAAAGAUAUAGAAGGCGGUACAAUAUAUACUUUUCUGCUUAUGUGUUCUUGUAGGGAAGUGCUGGUGAAAUUUAGAAAUGAGAAGUAUAUGUUAAAAUGCAUGUUCUUUUCCUUAUUGGAAGUAAUUUUUAUGCAGAAAAAUCAAAAUUGCCAGGCUUUUGGCAGCUGAAAUUGAAUUUAUAAAGGAACUAGUCUGAAUCACAAAAUGUUUUAUAAAUCAGUGUCAGGAAAGAUUUUUCUUUAGCAAAGCGUGGAAGCUUAUAAUUUCUAGGACACUAUUCUAAAGUAUACUUUACCCAAUCUAUUUUUUCUCCGUUAAAUAAGAAGAGUUUCAAAUGACAAUGAAUAAUGAUGAUAUCAAAAGUUUAAAAUGCCAUGGUUCUUUUUUCCUAGUGUUUAAUUUUUUGUAACAAUCUAAAGAGCUCUUGCUUAAAUAACUGAGCACCCUGUACUAAACAUUUUAUUGGUAUACAUCUCUUUCCCCAGGUAUAUUGGAAUAGUAGAUUCUGUAAAAUUUGUGGCUAUUAUUUACCUCUAAAAUGCAUAGUCUAAAUUGCCCUCCAUGUUUAUCUUGUUUAUCUGUAGAAUUAGUUUUAGAAGCAGUACUGGCAGAGCUAAGACAUUGAUGUUGUGCCUAUAGUUAAGCAUAUAUGGUUUAAAAGUAAAGAAAUUAGUUAAUAUGCAUAUUGUCUGGCAUCUUGGUCAUAGGAAUCUUUUUGUUAAUAUUAGUUUUUCUAUAAACAAAAUCCAAGCAGAUGUGGUAAAAGAAUAUUAAGCCUUAAGUAAAAGACAUUGACAAUUCAUUACAAAUGUCAAAUUGUCUUUGUUAAUCUGUAUCCGAAGUAGAAAAAUGGUAAUAAUUUUUCCAGAGGGUAAUUGAGGUGCUUUGUUUUCUAUGGCUAAGUUUGCAAUUUUGUUCAUGGAUCUGUUUUAUUCUCUCUCUGUACAGAAUUAGAGUAUAUACAUUUAUUUUUAUACUGCACUUUAUAAAAUGAACAGUCUGUCUGCAUGAGUGGAUAUUAAAUCUUAUUAAUAUUAAAAUAUUAAUAUAUA